AUGACCGACGACGGCAACGACACAACAAAAGCACCGCCCCAAGGCAACGCGCCCGAGCAACCUGCAGCAUUUGGAGAGCCGGUCCCUACUACACCCGCUCCCGAAGUAUGUCGCGUAAGCGUCAAAGUUCCACCUUUUUGGCCGGAGGAGCCCGAGAUAUGGUUUGCUCAGAUAGAAGGGCAAUUUAGCUUGUCGAAUAUCACGGCAGACCAGACUAAAUUCAACUAUGUGAUCAGUCAUCUAGAUCUACAACAUUGCAAAGAAGUUAAACAUUUGAUUGUUUCACCACCUGCCGAAAAUAAAUAUAAAAAACUGAAAGAAGAGCUAAUCAAACGACUCUCCGCUUCUAAAGAUAAGAAGGUGAAACAACUGCUGAUGCAUGAAGAACUUGGAGACCGCAAACCAUCGCAGUUCCUCAGGCACCUCAGAGACCUAGGCGGGCCAACGCUGGCUGAAGAUCUGUUGCUGUCAAUUUGGAGGUCACGCCUGCCCCACAACAUUCAAACGGUUAUCGCUGUGCAAUCUGACGCUUCCCCUGACGUACUAGCAGACUUAGCGGACAAAGUCCAUGACAUCGCACCUUCAACUCCACAAGUUGCGUCAACGUCAUCAGAAUUUCCUGGCUCUUCCCUAGGUGAACUAAAAACCGAAAUCGCAGAACUAAGGAAAGAAAUGGAAAGCUUGAAAACCAACUUAAAUAGAUCUCGCUCACCGUAUCGUUCCGGGUCAACACGCCGUCAACGCAGCAAGUCCGUCAAGCGUUCAUCAUCGAACUAUCAAAGAUUUCCCGUAUGUUGGUAUCACGCCAAGUUCGGGAAAAAUGCAACAAGAUGUGACAAGCCAUGUGAUUUUCCGUCGGAAAACUUGCCGGGCAGUCAGUGA
Molecule: messenger RNA, 882 nt
Organism: Cydia fagiglandana
Lineage: Eukaryota; Metazoa; Arthropoda; Insecta; Lepidoptera; Tortricidae
Exons: 1
Coding region: 1-882 (293 amino acids)
Source: RefSeq, a predicted model, not a curated record